Molecule: messenger RNA, 929 nt
Organism: Tupaia belangeri chinensis (Chinese tree shrew)
Lineage: Eukaryota; Metazoa; Chordata; Mammalia; Scandentia; Tupaiidae
Product: cilia- and flagella-associated protein 251-like
Exons: 3
Coding region: 265-744 (159 amino acids)
Source: RefSeq, a predicted model, not a curated record
CUAGCCCUUCGGGAUCUUUGUCCGUUUUUCAACUGCCAUUUCAGUUGUAGCCUUCAUAGGUUCCUCCUUGGGAAGCUCUUCUACCUUUUCUGCCAUAGACCCACCGCAGGUACUGACUCAAAACUGUUAUCUCGUGUCACCCCACUAUUUUCUGGCAGACCCCACUGUUAAGGGCGUCUCUCCUCUCUGAGGCAGACACCUGAACAGCUGCCAUCUUCCCUUCUAUUGUCCCUGCAGUCUGAUCUCAGCUGAGUCACUCGAGUUAUGUCUGCCAGAGAGGAGCAAAAGGUGGCGUCAGUUGAAGAAGACAAAUCUAAUGAUACGGCAGAACAGGCUCCUGUACCCAACGUACUCCCUGUGGAAUCUGCCGAAGGGUCUGAUGGCAUCCAUGGGAUUGCUGCUUAUGUGGCUUCCCAAGCGGUUAUGCAAGCCCUUUGGGAGUUAGAGAGUUGGCAGGAAGCACCUUGGCCGAUGGUGGAGGAGGACUCAUAUGUGCUACUAGAAGAAGAGGAAGAGCAAAAGGAGGCAGAAGAUAAGGAGGAGCAAAAGGAGGCAGAAGAUGAGGUGAACAAGGAAAAGGAGGAGAAGGAAAAAGAAGAGGAGUUCUACCAAGAAGAGUGGGGCCGUGACUAUAAUGAGGAAGAAGACUAUAAACAAGAAGUAGACCAGGAAAUCACAGAAGUCCCAGAAGACCCAGCGACUGAUUACAAGUAUGAAAUUUCCGAUUUUGAGACCAGUCGCUAGGGUUCAGGAGGAUGAAGAGAAAGAAGCCAGAAGAGGGAUCUAAAAAAGCUUGAAAACAGAAAGAUAGGAAGAAAGAAACAAUAAAUUUGUUAUUAAUUUGAGAUUUUUUUUCAUUCUUUAGUAGCAUGUAAGAAUUUUAUUGUUCCAAAUUUCACCACCCCACAAAUGAAUCACUGAUCCUUUCU